Molecule: messenger RNA, 1140 nt
Organism: Priceomyces carsonii
Lineage: Eukaryota; Fungi; Ascomycota; Pichiomycetes; Serinales; Debaryomycetaceae
Gene: CSK1
Product: mitogen-activated protein kinase
Exons: 2
Coding region: 1-1140 (379 amino acids)
Biological process (GO): intracellular signal transduction; protein phosphorylation
Cellular component (GO): nucleus; cytoplasm
Molecular function (GO): ATP binding; MAP kinase activity
Source: RefSeq, a predicted model, not a curated record
AUGAUAAAAAAAGAAGAACCUGAGAGGCGAGGAAGAGAUUUCAAGUCAACUAAGCGGAGUCAGAUUAGUUUAGAAGAAGCCAAAUUUUUAAUUGAUUCCAGAUAUCAAAUCAAGGAGGUUUUGGGAAAGGGCUCAUAUGGAACUGUAUGCUCAGCAGUAGACUUGGGCAUUGAAGGUAACGAGGAAGGUAUUCAACUAGCAAUUAAAAAAGUUUCUAACAUCUUUGAUAAACAAGUUCUUUUGAAAAGAGCAGUCCGAGAAUUAAAACUCAUGAAACAUUUUAAAGGUCACAGAAACAUCGUGAAUUUAAUUGAUCUCGACAUAGUUCAUAUUCAGCCCUAUGAAGGACUAUACUGUUUUCAAGAAUUAGCUGAGUAUGACUUGGCCAAGGUGAUUUACUCUGGAAUUCAAUUCUCAGAACUACACAUUCAAAGUUUCAUUUAUCAAAUUUUAUGUGGGCUCAAGUACAUUCAUUCUGCUGAUGUGAUUCAUAGAGAUCUUAAACCUGGUAACAUAUUGGUCACUACUCAUGGCACUUUAAAGAUCUGCGAUUUUGGAUUAGCGAGAGGCGUAAAUCCGGAGUUCUUUCUGCAAAGAACAGCACCUAUCACGAAUUAUGUAGCAACCAGAUGGUAUAGGGCACCUGAAUUGAUGUUGAGCAAUCGAAUAUAUAGCAAAGCAGUUGAUAUUUGGGCCGUGGGAUGCAUACUAGCAGAGCUAUACGGAAGAAGACCUAUAUUCAUGGGAAAAGACCAAAUUGACCAGCUCCACAAAAUCUUCAGAAUCUUGGGCAGCCCACCUAUUGAUGUAAUUAGGAAGCUCCAAUGGAGGUACACAGUUCCUCCCAGAAUGCAGUACAAAGUGGUAUCAUUUGCCCAUAUAUACCCUUUUGCUUCAGAAGGCGCGUUAGACUUAUUAGAAUCAUUAUUGAAAUGGGAUCCAUCCGCUAGACCGGACAUAUAUCAAGCUUUGUCGCACCCAUUUUUAGAAAAGAUUCGAAAUAAAGAUUGCGAAUCUGAAUGUAAACAAGUUUUUGACUUCAGCUUUGAAAAUUCAUUUACAUCGAUGGCGGAUUUGAAGCAGCUUCUCUACGAUGAGGUGCAAGCUUUCAAAGUGGAGCGUCGUCGCAUUCAAUCGUAA